This is a messenger RNA of Moneuplotes crassus, 762 nucleotides long. Lineage: Eukaryota; Ciliophora; Spirotrichea; Euplotida; Euplotidae. The record is from the annotation of a GenBank genome assembly.
AAAAUGUCUGAAGACUUCAGGACAAAAGCAGCUUCUCAUGUUUUGAAACGAAUCAAAAAGAGGGAAUGGUGUCUCAAAGGAUCAGCAUAUUGUGUUAAGAGAGCAAGUCCUUUGCGGCUUAAGCCAAUCAGGAAGUUACCGACCCUCAAGCUUAACAAUCAGGAGAUCAGAGAACAAAUUUUAGAAAAGAAGUUCAGGCAGCAUAAAGCGUUAAAUAAGAUCAAACAGCUGGGUAAUAAUCUGAGCACCAAAAAGUCUGCCUCUGGCAAGAUCUCUGAUAUUCUGCUUUCUCUCGGUCAGAAACCUAUAUAUGCUAAGUACAAGAAACCGACCAGGUCAUUGAACAAAAAUAUAUUGAGGAACCAAACUAGUUUAUCAAUUAAGACUCUUGAGCAUAUCUCCUCGAAGUCGCCGAUUAAGUGUCUGAGGGACCUUCACCGGGAGAAGCUCAGGGAGUAUAAAUCCAGGAUAUUAGGAUCUAAGGAAAUAGCCCAUAACCUUUCUUAUGAAGUUGAGGGUUCUACCAAGUCAUCGUUUGGUUAUAAAUUACAUGUGUAUAACUCUUCAUUCUCCGAUAUUGACAACCCUGUAUUUGAUACACCUGGGAAUUCUGGUCAAGGCAAGCCUAAAAGGGCAUUUGACAAGAAGUUCCUUAAAUUACUUAAGAAGAAGAGCAAGAGCUUCGUAGCUAAUGGAAACCGGAAUGCCACUUUCACUAGGUGGACCCCGAUGCUCAUUAGAGGAGAAUCUUCUUAUGAAUAA